GUUCCUCCCUGUGGUUCCACCUUUCUACACUGGAAUAGUGUAUUUUAAAUAGCAGCUCAGCAAUCUCCCAUUUCUUCAAAAUUUAUAUGCAUGUUUUACCCACCUUUGGAAAUCCCUUAUUGAAGCAAGCCUAUAGGAAAGAGGUCUAUAAUGGCAGAUACCUCUUCAUACUUGUAAAACCUAACUUCCAGUUCAAAUUAUAGUUUUUGGUAUUCUUGACAACCACUACAAAACACUUAACCAAAGAACAGACAGGACAAGAUAAUCUAUUACAUAAAAAUCAUUUUAAAAUUUAAAUCAUGCUUUUUACAAAAGUUAUAGCUUACAAUCUAUUAAAGUCCGUACCUCAAAUAUCUCUAAGUUCAAAUAUUAUUUUUAGGCAGUCAUCAAAUGCUGAUACGCUAAAACCAGUGAAACUUUCAUAUGCAACAUAUGAGAGCACAACUUCAGAUAGGUCUAAUCAAGCGGCCCCAUUAGUGAUAAUGCAUGGAUUAUUCGGUUCUAAAUCGAACUGGAAUAGUCUUUGUAAGGUGUAUCAACAAAAGUGUCAUCCCCAAAGGAAAAUCGUAGCUAUAGAUUCUCGGAAUCAUGGUGAUAGUCCUCAUUCCGAUGAACACACAUAUGCCCACUUGGCAGCCGAUAUCAAAGCACUUCUCGAGCAGUUGGGGAUAGAAAAAGCAGCAUUGUUGGGACAUUCCAUGGGAGGAAGAGCUGUGAUGCUGUUUGCACUGAAAUACCCUGAACUUGUUGAUAGGUUAAUCGUGGAAGACAUCUCACCAAUAACGACAAGCCCAAACUUGGAUAGUAUGCCUUCCCUUUUUCAAGCCAUGGAAGGUGUGACUUUACCAUCUAGUAUACCAAUGUCACAGGCACGGGCAAUGGUGGAUGAACAGUUAACAAAAUAUAUCUUUAAUAAACCACUGAGAGCAUUUUUGUUAACAAAUUUGGUUGCAACAGACAGUGGAAGCUAUACAUGGAGGAUAAACAUUCCAGUGUUGAUGAAAAAUUUCAACAACGUUGCCAGAUUUCCAAUAGUAAAUGAUGUUUGCUAUGACGGGCCUGUUCUUUUUGUAGCAGGGAAAGAAUCAGACUUUGUCGUUGAUCUCCUGCAAAGAGCACCCACUAUGCCUGUACUUAUCAAUCACUGUCAAUAAAUUCUUGUCAGUCCAUCAAAAAUGUUCUCUCAUCAACCCAUACAAACUUUAACCAAAAAUUUAAACAAAACAGUCAUCAACAUCAUAAGGAAUAAUUUAUUGCCAGCAAAAUAUAUAAUGCCAGUGGAAAAUAUAGAUUUGGCGUACGCUUCCUAUCAGUCCACGCAAUCAUUCAACGAAACACAUCCCGAACCUACGCCAGUUGUGAUCCUGCACGAUUUCAUGUCCUCGAAGAAUAACUGGAACAGUUUUUGCAAGAAGUGCCACGAGCUGAGCAAGUUUAAAGUGGUAGCGGUGGACGCUAGGAAUCACGGCGAUUCACCGCAUUCGAAAAACCAUACUUAUGAUAGUCUGGUGUUGGAUAUUAGGCAAUUUUUACAUAAAAUGGGAAUGCAGAAGUGUAACCUGUUGGGACACUCAAUGGGCGGAAGUACUGCCAUGUUGUUCGCUUUGAAAUAUGUAUGUUUAGUUUGUUGAAAAUAUUUAAAAAAUGAUCAUAUUAAACUUGAACUCCAUCGAAACAUUAUUGCAUAAGUUGUUGGAAAGCCAUAAUUUACUUUUCAAUGUAUUUGGUUUGGAGGUCGAUGUCUUUUAGCAAAGGUUAUCAUACUCGUUAUUCCAUAUGGGUAACAUUCUUUCUAUAGUAUAAUGCAAAUUUAUAAAAGUGCUCUGAGUGAUCGAAAUUUCGGUGCUGGGCUGCCGAAAUGUUGAACAACCAGUCGCACAGUUGUUAGAAGAUACACAUUUUUAUCAAGUGUUAUAAACAGGACAAAAUGAAGGCACAUCUUGCAGUAUAAUUGUAACUCGUCAAACACAGGUCAUUAGGAUUCAUUCAGGGGAUUAUUUUAGCAGUCACGCUAACACGCGGAAAGCAAAAAAUCAACAGUUCAAUAUCUUUGACACUGUGAGUGAUUUUAUAAAUUCCUACUAUAAUAUAGAAAAUGGUCGAUAGGUCGCUACUUCUCGUGCUGGAUACGAUCCCAGUAUGAUAUGGUUUAUGAAGGACCUUGAACACUCAUUGGAAAAGAAUACGCAGGUUGUACCACAGACUCUACAAGUUGAUGUUUAGUUUAUCUUUCUAUUCUAGCCGGAUUUAGUUGAAAAGCUCAUCGUAGCUGACGCAUCCCCUAUAUCCACCAGUAAUGGAAUGAAACAAAUACCACAACUUCUAACAUUUUUGAAGAAACUAGAUAUUCCCGAAACCGUGGCAUUAAGCCAAGCUCGAAAAGAAGCUGCUGAAAAAUUAAUUGGUUUCAUGAAGGAUCCUAAUGCCGUUAUGUUUUUGGUCACGAAUCUAGUGCAGCCGAGUGAGGGAAG
Molecule: messenger RNA, 2471 nt
Organism: Acanthoscelides obtectus
Lineage: Eukaryota; Metazoa; Arthropoda; Insecta; Coleoptera; Chrysomelidae
Source: the annotation of a GenBank genome assembly